Rhizophagus irregularis DAOM 181602=DAOM 197198 is the source of this 276-nucleotide messenger RNA. RefSeq lists its product as uncharacterized. Lineage: Eukaryota; Fungi; Glomeromycota; Glomeromycetes; Glomerales; Glomeraceae. The record is from RefSeq and is a predicted model, not a curated record. Gene Ontology annotation, molecular function: RNA polymerase II cis-regulatory region sequence-specific DNA binding; DNA-binding transcription factor activity, RNA polymerase II-specific. Gene Ontology annotation, biological process: regulation of transcription by RNA polymerase II.
AACAAAAUGGGGAACGAUGAAAAUCUUGCACCAAAACCUGAUUAUUCGUACGCCUCGAUGAUUUGUCAAGCGAUUUUUUCAUCCUCUGGAAAGAAAUCUACUCUUGCGGAAAUAUAUGAGUGGAUAUGCUCCACUUAUCCAUUCUUUAAAAGAAAUCAACAAGGCUGGAAGAAUUCGAUCCGCCACAACCUCUCAUUGAACGCAGCCUUUGUUAGAGCCUCACGUGGCGAAGGAGUCACAGGAAAGGGAGGUUACUGGAUGGUCGAUCCCAAAUAC